UGGAGGCCCAAAGCGAGGCCAGAGCGGGAGAGACUCCCACGACCCCUAAUCAGGGGAGCGUGGGCCCACGCCUGGAGUGAACGAAGCGCGCCUCUUCCCCACCUCCGCCUCGCUUAGCGGGCGGGUGGGGAAGCGCCCCAGGGCGAGCACAAGCUGAGGGGCGGGGCGAGUCGAGCGCCCGAACCGCCCCCGAGCGAGGUCUCGGUUCCGCGGCGGUGGCGCCCGCUAGAGUUGACGUUAGCCAUGGAAACGCGGAGAAGGCUCAGGCGCGAUCGCGGUGAGCCGGUUACCUGGCCACUAGAGUUUCUCUGCUUCUGCGUUCGGGUCGCAGGCAGCCUCCGGGCGGGAUCGCCCAACCCGGGUUUACCUGCAAAAAUGCAGUUCCCGGGAUUCCUUCGCAUCGCCUCUUUCCUCGGGUGACUCGAGAGACUGCUAUGUUCCAGAAGAGGAUGUGACUUUCAGAAUAAUCCUGAAUGAGAAGGAUGAGUCCAGAUGUGCCUCUGCUGAAUGAUUACAAACAGGACUUCUUUCUGAAGCGCUUUCCGCAGACUGUUCUUGGAGGCCCUCGAUUCAAAUUAGGCUAUUGCGCCCCUCCUUACAUAUAUGUUAAUCAAAUUAUCCUUUUUCUGAUACCAUGGGUUUGGGGUGGACUAGGAACACUCUUGUAUCAGUUGGGCAUUUUGGAAGACUAUUACACAGCAGCGCUUUCAGGUGGACUGAUGCUUUUCGCUGCAUUUAUCAUCCAGUUCACAAGUUUAUAUGCCAGAAACCAAUCGGUGACGGUAGAAAGAAUGCUAACCACAGAUAUCUUAGCAGAGGAAGAUGAACAUGACUUUACAAGUUGUGCUGGUACUGAGACUAUCAAAUUUCUAAUUCCUGGCAAGAAAUAUAUAGCCAAUACAGUUCUUCAUUCUUUUCUUGCUGGGUUAAUGUGUGGUCUUGGAACAUGGUAUCUGCUCCCGAAGAGAAUAUCCCUGCUGUAUGGCAGCACAGGAGGCACUGUUCUACUGUUCGUCUUUGGAUGGAUGACAUUAUGUAUAGGAGAAUAUUCAUUAAUUGUAAACACAGCUGCAGAGACUGCGACUUUCCAACCCCAGGAUACUUAUGAAAUCACUCCUCUUACGAGACCUCUUUAUAUUUUUUCCUUUGUUUCUGUAGAUCUUGCACACAGGUAAUAAGCUAUCGGAUACUUUAUAACUUGCUUUAUUUUUAAGCAUUCAUAGUAUGAGCUCUCCUUAGUAUUAAAAAAAGGAAUCUAUGAAUUGAAAGUCAUCAAGACCAAACCAUUGGAUGAUAGGUUGUUCUGAUGAUUAAUCUCUUAGGAGUAAUCUCUAUUAAACAUUCAUACGAAAGCAGUAAUUAAACCUUAUUGAAGAGUAAAAAGAAAACCCUUUAAAGGUUUAUGGUAAAUAUACCAGCUCUAGAACAAGUGAAUCAGAUUUUACACAUCUUGUUUAUAUUUCUACCCUUUCUGUGGGCACUCGGGACUCUGCCCCCACCUGAUGCACUUUUCUUAUGGGCAAUGGAGCAGGUUUUAGAGUUUGGCCUUGGAGGCUCAUCUAUGUCAACGCACCUACGGUUAUUACUAAUGUUCAUCAUUUCUGCUGGAACAGCUGUAACAUCAUAUUUCAUUCCCAGCACUGUUGGUGUGGUUCUUUUCAUGACGGGACUUGGGUUCUUACUGAGUCUUAACCUAAGUGACGUGGGUCUUGCCUUCAAACACAGUGUGACUAGACACAGAGUUGGAACCAAAUCUAAGCCUUUACCCAGUGAUUCAGAAAAACAGUUUACUUGGAAGGAAUGCCUUUUCUACAUCAUCAUAUUAGUCUUGGCUCUCAUAGAAACUAGUUUGCUGCAUCAUUUUGCUGGUUUCUCACAGAUUUCCAAAAACAGUCCUCAGGCUAUUGUUGGCUAUGUUUUGAUGAUACUGCUUAUAAUACUGUGGAUACUUAGAGAAAUUCAGAGUGUCUGUAUCUUUGGAAUUUUCCGAAACCCUUUCUAUCCAAAGGAUGUGCAAACUGUGACUUUAUUCUUAGAGAAGCAAACAAGGCUUGUGAAGAUUGGUGUUGUCAGACGGAUUUUGCUAAAUCUAGUGUCACCCUUUGCUAUGAUCGCAUUUCUUUCAUUGGACAGUUCCUUACAAGGGCUCCACUCUGUGUCUGUCUCCAUUGGAUUCACGAGAGCUUUUAGAAUGGUGUGGCAGAAUACAGAAAAUGCUUUAUUGGAGACAGUCACUGUAUCAGUAGUACACUUGUUGAUCUCUAGUACAGAUGUGUGGUGGAACAGAAGCCUGGAUACGGGAAUCAGACUCUUACUGGUUGGUAUCAUGCGUGAUCGUCUGAUUCAGUUCAUCUCUAAGCUGCAGUUUGCUGUGACCAUACUUUUGGCAUCGUUGACUGAGAAAAAACGUCGAAAGUCAACCACCACUUUAUGUAUACUCAACAUUGUCUUCUCUCCAUUCGUGCUGGUCUUCAUCGUUUUCUCUACGCUGCUCUCCUCUCCCUUACUCCCCCUCUUCACCCUUCCUUUGUUCUUGGUGGGCUUUCCCCGACCUGUUCGGAUUUGGCCGGGAGCAGUGGGUGCCACAGCCUGCGUGUGUGCAGACACAGUGUACUACGCCCACAUGGUCCCACGUCUGACCGCUGCGCUGCAGGCUGCAAUGGCCACUGGGAGUUUAGGUCUCCUCUUACCUGGGUCUCAUUACUUGGGCCGUUUUCAGGAUCGUUUAAUAUGGAUAAUGAUUCUAGAAUGUGGUUAUACUUACUGCUGUAUUAACAUUAAGGGGCUAGAAUUGCAAGAGACAUCCUGUCAUACUGCUGAAGCUCAAAGAGUUGAUGAAGUUUUUCAAAGUGCCUUUGAACAAGAAUAUUCAAGAAUAUGUCCUCUGAAUGAACACUUUGGAAAUGUCUUGACACCCUGUAUUGUUUUGCCAGUAAAACUCUAUUCUGAUGCCAGGAAUGUUCUAUCUGGCAUAAUCGAUUCUCAUGAUAGUUUAAAAGAAUUUAAAGGUGACCUUAUCAAAGUACUUGUGUGGAUACUCGUCCAGUACUGCUCCAGAAAGCCCAGCGUGCAGGAGGUUGUUCACAAAACUGAAAAUAAAGGGAAAGCAUCUCUAAUAAUCCUGCCUGCUUUGAAUGCUUCACCACAAACCCAAUCCCCAGAAGACACAGAUAGUUUAAAUUCAGAAAUUUUGGAUGAUUGGUCUGAUGAUAAUGUUUUUGGUGAUGAGCCAACUAUCAGAAAAGGAAAAGAAGAAAAAGAUCAAUUAAAAGUUGUAUCAGGUAUAAAUUUGCCUAUUCCAGGAUCAGUAGAAUCACAGGGGGUUGGUGAUCAUUCUAUAGGCACAGUUCCUGAAAACAGUCUUUACAAGUCAGUUAUAUUGGGAUACCCUGUUGUUGACAAAGGAAAACAAAAAGAUGUGGCAUAUAUCCCUCUCGUGGAAUUCAGUUGUUCUCAUUCUCACUUGUUAAGCUUACCUGAAGAGUGGACAUCUAACUGUUUGCCUAAUUCCAAAAUGAGGGAGAUGAGCUCAUUAUUUCCAGAAGAGUGGUACCAAUUUGUUUUAAGGCAGUUGGAAUGUUUUCAUUCAGAACAAAAUGCUUCAAAUGUACUGGAAGAAAUUGCAAAGGACGAAGUUUUAAAAGACUUUUAUGUUCAUGCAGUAAUGACUUGUUAUUUUAGUUUAUUUGGAGUAGACAAUAUGGUUCCCAGUCCUGGUCAUAUAUUGAGAGUUUACAGUGGUGUUUUGCCUUGGUCUCUUGCCUUGGAUUGGCUCACAGAAAAGCCAGAACUGUUCCAGCUAGCACUAAAAGCUUUCAGGUAUACUCUGAAACUAAUGAUUGAUAAAGCAAGCUUAGGUCCAAUAGAAGACUUUAAAGAGCUGAUUAACUGCCUUGAAGAAUAUGAAACUGACUGGUACAUUGGUUUGGUAUCUGAUGAAAAGUGGAAGGAAGCAAUUUUACAAGAAAAACCAUACUUGUUUUCUCUGGGAUAUGACCCUAAUAUGGGAGUUUACACUGGGAGAGUACUUACCCUUCAAGAAUUGUUGAUCCAAGUUGGGAAGUUAAAUGCUGAAGCUGUUAGAGGUCAGUGGGCCAAUCUGUCAUGGGAAUUGCUUUAUGCCACAAAUGAUGAUGAGGAGCGAUAUAGUAUACAAGCUCAUCCACUACUUUUAAGAAACCUUACAGUACAAGCAGCUGAUCCUCCCCUGGGUUAUCCAAUUUAUUCUUCGAAACCUCUUUCCAUACAUUUGUAUUAGAGCCCAUUUUGACUUGUAAGUGUAUUGUCAUCAAAUGAGAUGUUUUUAUUUUUUCAUUUUAGAAAAGUAACAACGUGAUUCCUCAUAACUUCACUGGACUUCUCUUUCUCCUCCUACAAGUCAGAUACCUGAGAAAAGCUAAGCUCUGUAAAGUUGAUUCUCUCAGCUAUCUUAAUGUUUAAAAAACAGUCUAACAUAAAAGAAGUAGUUGGCCAACAUUUGCGCCCUAUGCAUUGUGGUAGGCUUUAGCAAAUAUAAAACAUUUGUAUAAGAUUAGGUAAUGAAUUUAUUAAUGCUUUCUUAAAUAUGUGAUAGGUGGCUUGCCUUAUAGAAGUCAACAACUAUGUAAUUUUUACAUUCCUAGAAGAUAUACACACAUAUCAGUGUUUUUAUGUAAUGAUAAUGGAUCCUACUGAAGGUUGCAUAAUGUAUAUUUAUUUAUUUGAAAUAUUAAAUUUUAUAGUAUUUUCAAAA
Messenger RNA from Leptonychotes weddellii (Weddell seal), 4732 nucleotides. It is a transcript of the gene PCNX4, whose product is annotated as pecanex 4. Gene Ontology annotation, cellular component: membrane. Lineage: Eukaryota; Metazoa; Chordata; Mammalia; Carnivora; Phocidae. The record is from RefSeq and is a predicted model, not a curated record.